This is a messenger RNA of Penicillium macrosclerotiorum, 312 nucleotides long. RefSeq names its product GroES family chaperonin. Gene Ontology annotation, molecular function: protein-folding chaperone binding; metal ion binding; ATP binding. The coding region runs from base 1 to 312 and encodes 103 amino acids. The record is from RefSeq and is a predicted model, not a curated record. Gene Ontology annotation, cellular component: mitochondrial matrix. NCBI's taxonomy places the organism in Eukaryota, Fungi, Ascomycota, Eurotiomycetes, Eurotiales, Aspergillaceae. The transcript is spliced from 4 exons.
AUGUCUGUCCUUCGCAAUAUCAAGAGCCUUGCUCCCCUUCUGGACCGCGUCCUGGUCCAGCGCAUUAAGCCCGAGACCAAGACCGCCUCCGGCAUCUUCCUCCCUGAGAGCAGCGUCAAGGAGCAGAACGAGGCUAAGGUCCUCGCUGUCGGCCCCGGUGCCAUUGACCGCGAUGGAAAGCGUAUCCCCAUGGGUGUCUCCGCUGGUGACAAGGUUCUGAUUCCUCAGUUCGGUGGCAGCCCCAUCAAGGUCGGCGAGGAGGAGUACACCCUGUACCGGGACUCUGAGAUUCUGGCUAAGAUUAACGAGUAA